AUGGACAGUAUGCCUGAUAAAAAAGUUACCACUAAACCUACUACUCCAAUUACCCUUAAUCUUGUCAAUCCGGAUGAAUCAAAUAUAGAUGUGCAUAUAAAAAAUGAAUCAGAGGUAUCCUUCAAGGGGUAUACUCCAAAGAAUUGCUAUCAUAUCUCCUCUGUUAUGAAUGCUGAUAAGGAACUAUGGAAAGCAACUGAAGGAGCUGAUGAGAAGUGCCUAUUAGCUGAAUCCUAUGCUAAGAAUAAUGUAGAACUUCUUUCUCUAAAAGCCUCUGAUAAUAGUGGCACAAAGUCUAAAUACUUUGAGAAGACUGGUGGAGUAUGGAAGAAUAUUGGCAAGGAAUUAUUUAAUGAGAAGAUUGAUGUGAUGAUUGGAGAAUCGGGAAGAGAUGCUUCUCUAAAUAUUGCUCAUCCGAAUAGACUACUAUAUAAGUCCUUCGAUCACCUCUUUUAUGCCACUUCAAUAAAGCUCACUGUUCCCAAGGAGGGUGUAACCGUUACAAAAGUGGCGGACGGUAGUGAAGAUAUCUACACUCUUUCCUCUGGAGAAACGUUCGAGUAUGCUAAGGCAUAUCUCAACAAAGAUGGUCAGCCGGAGCUUGUCCUUGUAGUAGCUAAGAUGUCUGGUGGUGUAAAGGAAACUUAUCUUGAACUAAAGGACGGUGUAUGGGUGGAUUGUAAGGAUAAAGAUGCAAAGAUGAGAAGUUUAGUGUCUACUGCAGAAUGGGUAUCCAACUUUGAUAUUAAUCUAUCCGCUUCCAAGGACACUGACAAGUGUACCAUCUUUGAGGCUGUCGUUUUGGGAGUUACUACUAAACACUUUUAUCCUAAACCUGGCCAUGUAGCCAAGAAGGUAAAGUAUGAUGGGCAGGAGGUUUGGUCUGGCGGAUUUAAUGAUCGUUGUCUUUCUUGUAUCAUUCGCAAACGUGGUGACAUGGAACUACUAGAAAUGAUAGUUGUUGAGGCAUCUUCAAGGAGGUAUAGGUAUUUUGAGAAUGGUACUGAAUGGAGGAGUAUCACCACAGCGGAAUUUUAUGGUAAGCUACAGAUUUAUAAAUACAAGAAUUGA
Messenger RNA from Theileria equi strain WA, 1071 nucleotides. RefSeq lists its product as hypothetical. Lineage: Eukaryota; Apicomplexa; Aconoidasida; Piroplasmida; Theileriidae. The record is from RefSeq and is a predicted model, not a curated record. The transcript is spliced from 2 exons. The coding region runs from base 1 to 1071 and encodes 356 amino acids.